AUUAGCGUCCCCUUUAAGAGAUCCAGUCGCUGACAUUGACGAAAUUUCCUGGUGUGAGGCUUGUAUGCCUCUGUGAAAAUCAACAACAGAUAGAAACAGGUUACUCGCAGGCUUCAGUGGACUUUCGUAUGAGACUAUUCAAGACAGUAUUCCAAUGGUAAACGAGGAUUCAAAGGAACUGAGGUGAAUUGUAGACUACUUGAAUGUGAGAGGCGGAAUCACAACCCAUUUUUCUCCGCGUGCACUGAGCUGCCUGAAAGGAGGCGAACCUCGGUUUCACUUACUGUUAAUGAAACUUUGUUUCGAAAUUCGCCCUAGUCAGACUCUGAGUAACACAUUGACAGGCGACACAAUGGGGGUUCAACUGCUGCCACCGAACAUCAUCGAUAUGGCAGCCUCUGAACACAUAUGGUUUCAAAAGGUGCAUAAUCUUCCCAGGGCUGAAGCCAUCCUAUAAAGACCUGAUGGACCGUGUUUCCUGUUCAUUUUCCCCCCUUUGAUAUCCUGUGUGCUUCUUGGCCCUCUGCAGGAUUUUCAUUCGCCAUGUUAAGAUAAAGACGACAGGGUCGGUGUUAAAAAUGCUAAAGCGCCUGGACAAGAUUAGGUUCAGAGGGCAGAAGCGAGAUGAAUUCUUGGACCUUGCCGAGUCCCCCAAUGCGUCCGACAGCGAAUGCAACGAUGAUAUUCCCAUGCCGAUGAGGCAUCGCUCCUCAAUCAGAGAGACGGAGGAGCCACGAGACCCUGCUGGCCAGGGAGCUCUCAGCAUGGCUGCUGCCCUCCAGGACUUCCAGAGGACGGAGUCUGAUCGGCUCAACGAGGUCAAAGGUCAUCUGGAGAUUGCCUUACUGGAGAAGCAUUUCUUACAGGAGGAAUUGCGGAAACUCAGAGAAGAAACAAAUAUCGAGUCGAUAAAACAGGACCUGGAAAAGGAGAAGCUGAAAAGACUCGACCUGGAACAGAAACUGAACGAAGUUCUCAAUCCAAGAGUGGAAGAUUCCCCACCACAGGCGCCUAAAGCACAACCUCCAGCAGCCAAUGGAACGGCAGAAAAACAGAGGGAAACCAUGAGCUCUCGACUGCUGAAGUGGAUGUACGACCGGUUUGGCGUUUAUAUCGAGGACUUCCGCUUCCAGCCCGAGGAGAGCACUGUCGAGACAGAAGAACCAUUAAGUGCUAAACGGCUGACGGAAAACAUGCGGCGACUCAAGCGAGGUGCCAAGCCUGUGACUAACUUCAUGAGGAACCUCUCUGCCUUAUCAAGCUGGCACUCUGUGUACACGUCAGCAAUCUCCUUCAUUAUCUACAUGUAUGCUGCGUGGCAUGGCUGGGCCAUCCCAAUGUUUCUAUUCUUGGCUAUUCUGAGGUUGUCCCUGAACUACCUCAUUUCCAGGGGCUGGCGAAUACAGUGGAGCAUUGUGCCUGAAGUUUCAGAACCUAUAGAACCACCAAAGGAGGACUUGACUGUUUCCGAAAAGUUCCAGCUUGUCCUUGAUGUAGCACAGAAAGCACAGAACCUUUUUGGAAGGAUGUCUGACGUCUUGGAGAAGAUUAAGAAUCUCUUCAUGUGGGUGCAGCCUGAGAUUACUCAGAAGCUGUACAUCGGUCUGUGGAUGACCUUCAUAACUUCCUGCCUGCUGCCCUACAAACUGGUGGGCUUCAUAGUUGGUCUUUAUGCUGGCAUCAAGUUCUUCAUCAUCGACUUCAUUUUCAAGAGCUGUCCAAAACUGCGGGACAAGUACGACACCCCCCACAUUGUCUGGACCAAUCUGCCUACUGAUCCCCAGCUAAAGGAUCGUAACAACCUCAACCUAUCCAGACGGCUCUCUGGGUUUGAGAAGAUCCAGCCUAUGGUGGCCCGGGGUAGCCUGGCAACCAGCGUCCCGUGCGGCAUGAGCAGAGAAGAGGAAUGUGGCCGCAUCUACAGCACCAAGAAAGGCGCCUUCCACGAGGUCUUCAGCCUGUCGGAGACAGAGCGGCCUUUACAAGUCUGUGAGAACGGGUGGAGAUGCUGCUUGAUUAACAGGGAUAGGAAGAUGCCGACUGACUACAUCCGUAAUGGAGUUCUGUUUGUUACAGAAAACUACAUCUGCUUCGAGAGUUCCAGCUCUAGAUCGAGCUCCUCCAAGAAGAAUAAAGUCAUCAAGUUGGUGGACAUCACAGAUAUUCAGAAGUACAAAGUCCUGUCAGUAUUGCCAGGAUCUGGGAUGGGUAUCUCCAUAGCCACUCCUAACACACAGAAGCCACUGGUAUUUGGUGCCAUGAUCCACAGGGACGAGGCGUUCGAGGCCAUUUUCACGCAGUACAUGAAGAUCGUCACCAUCCCAGGCGCCACCAGCCUGGAGCCCUAGCCCACGGGGCUUCUGUCUGUGCCUCUGCCUCUGGCCAGCCCCGCUGUGGCCUGCCCCAGACCGCCUGCUCGCCUGCUCCCCUACCCCACAGAGGAGCAGCCUUCCCCCCUCUGCCUGGGCUCCCUCUCUGGGCUCUGAGGACCUGGGCCCGGCCUCUUUCUGUUGGGGGGACUGUGUGUGGAAGGGUGAGUCCUCCUUCCUCUCUCUCCCACUGGAUAGAGGGCGCACUGGGGAGACCAGCCUGGACUCAUUAGUCUCCUCUAUGAGAGUGUGUAGGAUGUUGUUUUUUAUAUAUAUAUAAUCGUGCGCAUUUUAUCUGGUGUCUACUGUGAUUUUGCUUGGGAAAUCUACACGUUUUUUAACGUCAGGCGGUUAGUCCGUGUCUUAACAUUGCAUUGCCAUAACAGAAUAAGGGGGCUGGAUCCUUUUAACCUGUCUAUUGUGCCAUGCAGGUCAUACUGUUUGCAGUCUCUUUCCUCAGUUUUUUGUCCUUUAAGUGGAUGUAGAAAUCACCACUAGCCUUGCCCUGGAAUACACACACACACACACACACACACACACACACACACACAUACACACACACACAGCACUUUUUGGCUUUGUUUGGUGUGUGUUUGUCAAGAAAUGAAUAGGUGCGAUAAUGUGGUUCCAUAGUAGGCACAAGGUACGAGACAGAGCCCUUGUCUUGGGCAGGAGUACUGAAUGUAAAGGGCACAUGUUUGGCUCAGCCUCAUCUCCAUCUCCAAGAGGAUACUCACCGUAGUGACUAGAUGCUGAUCUGAAGUCAGACAUCGUUCUUUCUUCCUCUCUGGUUUGUGCCCCAAUUAGUAGAAUUUUUACCCCUCAUCCCUGGACAGAAGAAUGUUGCCCACUGCGACUAUUUACCAUAGCACACUGAAACUGACUACCAUAAUUGAACCGCACUGUAAUUUUCAAACUGCCAAAUCAAAAUUCCACACGUUCCUACACAUUGAUUUGCCUAGCAGAAAAGCACAAGGAACCCAUGGGUAUAACCUGAAUUUAUGCUUAACGUCUGCCACCAGGUGUCAUUGUUUAAUAAGGAUUUUAAUCUAACUGAAGCUCUUCUGUUGGAUAUUGUUGCAGUCAUGUUAAAUUCAAUACCAUGGCUUGCUGGGUUUAUGGGUGAAGGGGAUCUCGGUUAUUAACAUGGUGUAAUUCUGGAAUAUUAUUUUUCUAUCUUUCGUAUUAAUCUCAUCAUAUUUAAUGAGCCGCUCUCCAAAUGUAAGUGCUUUCUAUUCAGUACGCUCCAAAUGGAAUUGAUUCAGAUAUUAGAGAAUACUCCUACAGUGGCCUCCAUAUGGGGGGAUAAAAGCUGGCCUUUUUGUUUUUGUUUAUUUUCUUUCACACAUCCAAUUGCAAACCGUAUGUUUACUAACGUUUGACAAAUGACUGCAAUAUUGGUACAUCUCUGUUUUCAUCUCUAACUGGAAAAAUGAUAGGGAAAGCCUUAAACCAAGUAUCUCUCUCAACCAUCACACUCUCCUGACGUCCGACAGCGUCUGACAGUAAAAUACUGACGUACUAAUGACUACCAUAAAUGUUCAUGUUCAGUAGCAUUGCUCCCAUCAGAAUAGCCAAACAGAAGACCUCACUCCAUCACACAACAUGUGACCGCUUCAGAUGGGUUUGAUAAUAAUACUUGCCAUGUUAAUUCCUUGAUCUGACUAUGAAGGUGCAGUUGUAGCACACAAAGCAUGGAGCGUUGAAGUAGAACGUAAAGAUGCGUCACAUGAUCACAGUAUGUAAUGUAUUUCAUGUUCAUGGUAGACAAAAGUGGUUCCUGUUCUACUCAGUUAAUCACCACUAAAAAUUGAGGUACCUUGUCUCACUGCCUUGAUCACUCAAUAACUGCAAAUGCCUUGUUUGUGUUAGAAUGGGAUAGCAUAAUUACUUGAAAGUAGUAAAUGGACUAAAUGUCUAACCAAAUCUGCUAGAGGCGCAUUCUAGGGAUAUGUUUUGUUAGUUCUUACAUUAUUUUCCUUUCCUGCCUUUUUGUGGUCAGACCAUACUAAAGAAGCACAGAAUGUAUGGUAUGUCAUUUUCAAGUAUGGUAUUUAUUUGUUUGCCAAAAGUCAUGUGUCUCUUGUUUCACUGCCAUGGAAACCUGCUGUUAAAAUGUUUUGUUUACAUGUGUAUGGGUCUGGCUGGAUUCCCUGAGCAAUCCUGGGAUGUGAAGGCCAGGCCCUCUCUUGUCCUCAGUAAACAAUUAACACUUUCCAAGAUGCAUUACAGUGCCACAGUUCUCAUAAGUAACCCUUAAGGUGAGGGUGCUGUUGAGAAACUGGGCGCUGGUCAUUGAGCUGACAUGUGGGUAGUCCUGAGCCGUAGUUGUUCAGAAGUCGAAUUGGAACUGCAUUUUUCCCUCAUCACCACCUCUACCCUUACAAGUGAUCUACAACAGGACACACAUUAAACUGACAUCACACUUCCUUCAUUCAGUCAUUGGGUUUUUAAUGGAUCCAGACUUUACUUUGGUCGUCUGCAGCUGGCACAUCUGCUUGCUGCUACAGUCAACCGAAAAUCUGUCAUGGGUUUCAAUUGGCUAAACUGACAGGAAAGUCUGAGAACAGCAUUUCAGUUAGGUUAUGUUGAUUUUCUUUUCUUUUAAACAGGGACGUGCACAGGAGGGGGCAAGGUUGCUCGGUUGCAAUACAAUUUUUUUUUUAUUGAAAUAGUAUUACGGCUGCAGAACUUCUAGAUAGAUAAAUCGCGGAAUAUGUGCGCGGGGGGAGGGGGGCGUGGCGCGGCGGUUAGUGAUCAACCCUGACAAUUUCAAAGUUUCAAGUGAUAAAGGCAGAAUAUGCGCGCAGAGGGAGGGAGCGUGGCAGCGGCGGUUACAAAAAAACGUGUUGCCCCUUUUUUCCAGGGCAGAGCAAAGGCCCUUCAAAAUUCCUGUGCACGUCCCUGCUUUUAAACUUCACAGAAGCUCAAUCUUUUCCCAUGUGACAGUGAUAAUGUAUUACAAAAAUAACAUUAAUAAUAUUUUUGUAAUAUUUUACAAAAAAUAUGUGUGAUAUCUUGCGGAUAUAACCACUCAUAAGUCUACCCAUUUGAUAAUCUUGCAUGAACACAUGUCUGACUCCAUGUUCAUAAUAUUUGUAUUCAUCAGUGUGUGUCUACUAGCCCUCCCCAUGCGGCUGUAAAUCCCUGUUGAGUUUUGCCUUACCUAGCAGAGAUGUGAAUACUUGUUUCUACACAGUGCUAAGCUUCUUCUAAGACUAAUGCUGAAAAAAACUUUGUAAUUCAUUUAGUGUACAGUAUAGGAAAAAUUCUGUAAAGUUUUUAAAGAGAGUUAUGUCUAUUGUAAAAUAAAUGUACAUUUUUAUUUAAGCAAAA
Clupea harengus (Atlantic herring) is the source of this 5705-nucleotide messenger RNA. RefSeq names its product GRAM domain containing 4b (gene gramd4b). Gene Ontology annotation, biological process: negative regulation of toll-like receptor 9 signaling pathway; apoptotic process. The record is from RefSeq and is a predicted model, not a curated record. NCBI's taxonomy places the organism in Eukaryota, Metazoa, Chordata, Actinopteri, Clupeiformes, Clupeidae.